Molecule: messenger RNA, 4581 nt
Organism: Fusarium coffeatum
Lineage: Eukaryota; Fungi; Ascomycota; Sordariomycetes; Hypocreales; Nectriaceae
Exons: 3
Coding region: 1-4581 (1526 amino acids)
Biological process (GO): regulation of transcription by RNA polymerase II
Cellular component (GO): mediator complex
Molecular function (GO): transcription coregulator activity
Source: RefSeq, a predicted model, not a curated record
AUGACCUCGCGGACCCCCAUGAGCGCCCAUCCGCGGCCGCCUCAACGUUCCGUGAGCUCAUCGUCGUUGCCCAUCCAGCGCCCGCCUCCGCAGCGAACAUUAUCCCAUCAACAACAGUUUAUGCCCGCCUCACCAGUUCGAAAAGAUUCAUCGUUCAUCGAUCUUACCGCCGACGCUGGCGAUGCUACUCCUAACCGUUACAACACAACACCGAGAAGGGGCGGCUCACGUCUCCGGCUUGAAUUGUCCCAUAAUGCUUCAGCCAGCUCAUUUCCUGCAUCUGAAUCGCCGCAAUCUCUAACUCCCUCACGAAUACCCACCAAUUCCGAUCCUUUCCAGUCGAUGGUUGGAAGCCCAGCUCCCAUUAAUAGCGCCAGUUCGACUUCGAUGCCAAUGCCAACGCGCCGACCAGUAACCUCGCAACUAAAAUCCGCUCCUCCUACCACAACGACGACUGCGCCUACGCCAGUCAAGAAAGACGCCCGACUAAAGCCAUACACGGUCGAAAUUCCCUCCGCCGCACCAAGAUACUUCGCGGCAAACCGACCCGAAACUACUUCUCGGAACCCUGUUGAUCCCUUUAGCAAAGGCCUUAACUCUGGAUACGCCGACUUCUUCCCUUGGAAUGGGGCGCACUAUGAAGACGAAUGGAGCAGCGAAGCCAUCACAAAGGGCACAUGGGACAAGGUGAACUUGAAUGUUCCCGAGACUUCGUCUGCCAAGCUUGCCAUCUUCCCAGCCUUAAAACAAAAGACUGGCCUGAAUGCUCUUUCUACGAUAUUUAUGGGUGUUCUGACUCAGCGUAGACAUCGAGGCCAGAUCAAUGCCCCGUCAACUUUUAAGCCACCACCGCGAGUCACGCUUACCGACACAAAACGAGAAGUUUGGCUCAAGGACCUUGCCAACCCCGCUAUAUCUCUGCGACGUCUUAGCCGAACAAUUCCCCAUGGUAUUCGUGGCAGAACUCUGCUCGACCAGUGUUUGAACAAGAACGUUCCCGCCGAGCGAGCUGUAUGGCUCGCAAAGUGUGUUGGUGCCAAUGAGAUCAGAGGGCUGAAGAGAAAAGGUGUCAACGGGGCUUUUGUCAUGGGUGGCGAGUUGAAGUGGGCUCGCGACUGGACUGUUUUUGUCGAGCAGUUCGUUGAUGCCGUUGUUGCUGGAUUUGGCGAGAAGGACUGGAAAACCAGAGUUACGUAUGCCAUUCGUUUAGCCACAAACCUUUACGCUGAACAGUUACUGGAUCGAGACCAUUAUCUUGAUUGGGUCGUUUCUGGUAUCGAGAAUAGUCUCCAAUCAAGAAUCCCAAUGUGGUUGCUCAUAGCUCAGAUAUAUUGGAAAGAUCUUCUUAAGUUUCGCAAGUAUGGCAGGAGGCUUGUUUUUGCCUUACUUAGCCACUUGCACGUAACAUACAACGACCCUGAUCAGGAUCUGCUUGUGCAACUCUCUAGUAGACUGUCGACUUUACUCGGCUCCUUAGUUCUGUCUAAUCCGGAGAGUUUUAUCAAUCCUGGCGCUUGGCCACGAUACAAAGAUACGCUUCAGGCUUCCUUGCGUACCGACCAUGAGCCAACACAGAAAGCCAUACAUACAAUCAACUACCGGAACUCCCGACUGGUCGUAUCCAGCACCGCUUCCCCACCUGCUGGUAGAAGUCAGCUUGUCAAGUUGCUUGAUGCUGCUCUCAAGGAAUCCAGUGAUGGUCACCUAGCGCCAGCAUGUUGGGCGACGAGUGAAAACAAGCCUCUGAUCAUGAAGACAGUCGUUGAAUGGGCCACUUCUUUCCACCGUCCUGGCUUGGCAAAAGUCUAUGCUGCUUCCCAAUUAAUUCGUCAAUGGAGCCAGUUUCGUGUGGAUCCCACAACACCGAUACUCGAGACCCUCGACAGCAUUGCCAUCGAAGAUAAGGCACGGAAGAAUCUUGUUUAUCAUUUAGUCACUGAAUUGGUCCGAACCGGUCAUUUCUCUGUCUCUCAGUACAUGCAAUGGACUAUUGCACGUGGAGGCUACCACAGCGGAGUGGAGAUUGACGCCGAAUCAGGCCCAUGUUCCAGCAGAUUGCUGGUUGAGUUACCACUUCAUGCUUUGUCCGAAAAGAAGAGGGCGGAGAGAGGAAAUCUGCUUCGACGAGCCGGGAACUACUCGAUUGUCGAGGAAGAGCAAGAUAUCGCCAACGCGAUCAAGUAUGUCAGGCACACCGUGGGACUUCCUUUACCGCCAGGUGAUCCAUUAUCAGAGCGAAAACCUAUUUCCCUCAAAAAGCUUCUUCCAAGAAUAGGUAGCAGCAGCAGCGCCCUAAGGAGCAGUAUUGGUGCACAUCUACGUGAUGUGCUAACCGGGCAGCUGAACUAUAAGAGCCAGCCCUCUCUGCCUUUAACUAUGUACAACUCGGUUCGCGCUAUUAUGGAAACAGCUGAAGAUUACUCCAUGUUGUCAGAUAUCCUUGGUGCUUGCGCAAAGACCGCCGAUUACGAUGUGUUAGCAUCUGUUGCCGACACUGUUCACUCAAAUUUGCAAAUCUUCUCGGCUUUGGGCAGUGCGAACGAUCUGUUCAGUAUUCUGAUCGAACGCCUCAAGUCGAUGAAUGACGAGCAAGGAAUUGUGCCGCGACCAUUUUUGGCCGCCCUUUCAAGUCUCGCCCAGCGAAUGACCGGCCACGAAGUCAUUGCUUCACAUCUACGACAGGAGUUGCUUCAAAGCGACCGCAGUAAUGCGAUCGAUGCUUGUUCCCCAGUAUCUGAUAUUGUGGCAGCCCCUGCUCAGCAUGCUGAGAAUGAGUUGGCGGAGGACAUCGAGAAACAGCUAUCGAGUGGAACGCGGCUAGAUCCUCCAACCAUGAACAAAUUGUUCAGGAGAAUCAUUCCUGCCCUUGAGCGAGGCUGGGAGAAAACUGACGAUACAAGACGAGUAUUCGCGACACUGCUUACCAGGAUACGGGUUUUCGAUGCACACCAUUUCGAUAAACUCAUGACAGACUGGACAAGCCACGUCCGUUCUCUGCCAAAUCGCUCUCCUCUUGUUGGCCUAUUUCCACUUCUUGUCAGUACAGGUUGUCUCACUAUGCCCAUUCUUAUGAGUACUGCGAGCCCGCCAUCCGCGAGUUUUCAGAACCUGCCUUCAGACCCAAUGGAGAACAAGUUUAGCCCAGCGACAUAUUUGCAAGAACUUCUGCAGUUAGUCAUCAUGCCUUUGCCUACAGGAACGGGACUCUCGACCGAGGAAAGCUACAGGUUUCAUACCGAACAAAAGUGCGCCAAAUUUGAGCAAUCAAAGGGUCUUCUGAACCUGGUGCGUAAUGCCCUGUUGGAAUACUCCGCCCUGCGGCAUUACGCAAACGGUCUCGAAUUCCCACUCGACAACUCUGUGUGCCAGGAAAGCCUCCUUGAGACUUUACGAACUCUUGUGCUAGUUGACUCGUCCGCCGUCUCGAAUGCUUUGGGCAUCAAGUCCCUGCCAGCCGAAGCCGUUGGUCUUGUGCGCAAGGUGACGACCAAGCUCUUAAUCCCUGGCGAUUCUGGUGACACUCAGAUCUCAUUCGACCGUAUCUUGCAAAUCGCCAAUGAGUUGACCCUACCAUUCUGUCAACUCAAGCUGAAUUUGGACUUGUCUUUGCCGCAGCCCAACGCAAGUGAGGGGCAAUUUGAGAUCUUUGCUAAGGCUAUGGACCGAGCCAUUGAGGCGGGCAAUAUCAUGUGGACCAGCCUACUACCUUGCUUGAGCGACGAUAUCACUCAGCACCUCAAAAGCCAGGCUCAAUCUGUAUUCCUCGACCUGAUUCCAUCGUCCAAGACGUCCGAAAUUGCCGACACUGGAUCGAGACAGUCGCUACGCAUGGCCGAGAAUCUAUUGGAAGUAGUCGAAGCCAUUAUUUCAGGCCAACCGCCCCCAAAGAUGGCACAGUUAUCUUCGGGCAUGGUCGAGAAGCUGACAGACCUAUGGGAAAUCAUCGCCGCAGGGCCUCAGGAACGCCCAAGCUGCCACACCGCUGUACUGCAGCACUGGCUGCCUGCCAUGCUUCGCUUUGUUACCCUCCACAGCUUAUCGUCCGAGCCCCCUUCAGCACCGCUUCCGACUGCAUCGGCAACACGACCUCCUAUCCCACCUGUGCAUGAUACUCGUGCUCGCAUUGUUCUUGUCCUUUGCGGCUUACUGCUCGAGCUUGAAACUCUUCCACCCGCUACUGUGGGCUCGCUACCCCAACAGGUCUUUGACAUUGCUAUUCUGCUUGUGGAUGCGCUUCCCGAAGAUCUGAGAGCCAAUUGUGCCAAGACCAUCUUGCUCACCUCUGGCGGACUGCCGAACCAGGGCACCUCAUCCGAUCCUCGACUCUACUAUCUCUUCAGCUCGCCACCGCCGUCGGUUUCAGAUAAUCUCAUGCUCUCACAUCGUGAGAAAGCCGCAACCCCACAAGGAGCCGUCGCUCGUGGUAUGGGUGCACAAUACGGCAUCGGACCAGCCGUUCAGGAACGCCUCAGUCCCUUCAUUCUCCGGCGCUGGGAGGUGCUUAGUGAGCCAACUCCUAACGUCGGCGAAAACGAUACCAGUCUGAGCCUGGGUCUUUUUGAAGCCAUUAAACUUCAGUAA